AUGUCUAAGCCUGAAAUUAUAGAAGAAGAGCUUUCCCAAAAAGUCCAAGACGUGGAUCUUGAAAGUUCGGAUAGUGACAGCGACACUUUACCGAAAACUCUUACUGAUAGGGGGGAUAUAAUAGCGAAGUAUGCCGAUAAAAUCAAAACUGAUGAUAUAAAAAAGGGACCGAAGACAACUAAAGAUAGAGCCAAUAGAGCAACUGUGGAACAAGUUUUAGAUCCUCGUACCAUGGCAUUUCUUGCUAAAAUCAUUAAUAAAGGUAUAAUAUCAAGAAUAAACGGUUGUAUAAGUACUGGGAAAGAAGCAAAUGUUUACCAUGGAGACCACGAAGAUGAAACGGUUACAACCAGAGAAUAUGCAGUGAAAAUUUACAAGACUUCUAUUUUGGUUUUCAAAGAUCGUGAAAGAUACGUUGAUGGAGAAUUUAGAUUCAGAAAUACAAAGAAUCAAAGUAAUCCUAGAAAAAUGGUUAAAGUUUGGGCUGAAAAAGAAUUCCGUAAUUUGAAAAGAUUGUAUCUCAACGGUAUACCAUGUCCUGAACCAGUUGAACUUAGAUCACAUGUUUUGGUGAUGGAAUAUUUAACCAGGGGAAAAGGUCAACCAUCACCCAAAUUAAGAGAUCAUCCUUUCAAGGACAUUGAUGAAAUAGUGCAUUAUUAUCAUCAAAUGUUAUUUUACAUGAGAAGAAUGUACCAAGAGUGUCGAUUAGUUCAUGCUGAUUUGAGUGAGUAUAAUUCAAUUGUCCAUAAGGAUAAGUUAUAUAUAUUUGAUGUUUCUCAGUCAGUUGAACCAGAGCAUCCAAUGGCACUUGAUUUUUUAAGAAUGGAUAUUAAAAAUGUCAAUGAUUUCUUUUCUAGGAAGAAAAUCAAUGUAUACCCUGAGAGGUUGAUUUUCAAGUAUAUCACCGAUGAGUUAAAAGAGGUAAAGGAUAAUAGUGAUGAAGAAUUGGGUCGGUAUUUAGAAACAAUCCCAUUGAAAAGUGAAACCAACCAAGAUGAUGAAUUAGAAGACGAAGUCUUCAGAAGCCUUCAUUUAGUUCGUUCUUUGAAUAAUCUUGACGAAAGAGAUUUCGAUAAAUUUCAAGAAGGUAAAGUCGACACAUUAAAAGAUCUUGUUGAUAAAGAAGAAUCCAAGAGUGACGAGUCAGAUUCUUCUCUGGAUGAAGAUAGCGAUUACGAGUCUGAAUCUGACAGUGAUGAUGAGUCUCCCAAAAAGGAGUGGAAGGAUAAAGAGACAGUGUUAAAGGGUAAAAAACACGAAGAUAAAGAUGAAAAGAAGGCCCGUAAGAAGGCUGCUCAAUCUGCUAAACAGGAGAAGAGAAAAACAAAGAUGAAGAAACAUGUUAAGAAGAAGAUUAUUAAUAAAAGAAAAAACUGA
Molecule: messenger RNA, 1380 nt
Organism: Hyphopichia burtonii NRRL Y-1933
Lineage: Eukaryota; Fungi; Ascomycota; Pichiomycetes; Serinales; Debaryomycetaceae
Product: protein kinase
Exons: 2
Coding region: 1-1380 (459 amino acids)
Biological process (GO): maturation of SSU-rRNA
Cellular component (GO): cytosol; preribosome, small subunit precursor
Molecular function (GO): ATP binding; protein serine/threonine kinase activity
Source: RefSeq, a predicted model, not a curated record